GCUGAGGGGAAAUGUUACACGGGGGGUGCCCUGCACGGGGUUCGCCGAAGUAGCAACCCUGGGUGAUCUUUGGGACGGACCUUAGAGGGCAAGGAUGUGGGUUACAGUGGCGGGGCUUCCUGCGCGGCUGACUCUCUCAGUGUUGACCGGCGCUGGUCGCUUUUCCAUUUUGGGAUCCGGAGUGGCGACGCGGAAGGACUUGCCGGAGGUCCUUCGCAGGGGCUUCUCUGACUCCCGCCCUCAGCCGUUGCCCUGUCCAGAUAUCAGGGAAUCGUCCUCGUGCGUCUCUAAGUGUCGUUUAGACUACAAACGUUACGUAAUCAGUCGGAGAUUGGCUGAAACCUUGGCGCAGAUCUUGCAGGGGAAACGAAAAACUCCCCAGCUAGUCCUGGAGUGCAAUCCAGGUCCUGGAAUCCUGACCCAGGCAUUACUUGAAACUGGUGCCAGAGUGAUUGCCCUUGAAAGUGACAAAACUUUUAUUCCGCAUUUGGAGUCCCUAGGAAAAAAUCUGGAUGGACAACUAGACGUGGUCCACUGCGACUUCUUUAAAUUGGAUCCUAGAAAUGGUAGUUUAGUAAAACCACCCAUUAUGAUUUCACAGAUGCUUUUCCAGAAUUUGGGAAUACGAGCAGUUCCUUGGUCAGCAGGUAUCCCUUUAAAAGUAAUUGGAAUCUUCCCAAUUAAAAGUGAAAAAAAGGCCCUUUGGAAACUUAUAUAUGAUCUAUAUUCCUGUACUUCUGUAUAUAGAUAUGGACGAGUAGAACUAAAUAUGUUUAUCAGUGAAAAGGAAUACCAGAAACUAAAGGCAAGACCUAAAAAUCCAAACUUGUAUCAAGCGUUAAGUGUGCUCUGGCAAGUAGCUUGUGACAUUAAGCUUCUGCACAUGGAGCCUUGGUCAUCAUUUGACUUACACACCCAAAAUGGGCAGCUGGAAAAAACAAAGCGCAGGGAAUUAUCAGAACUAAUACAACAAAAUCUGUGUUUUAUUCGAAUGACUCCUCGCAGAAAUUUAUUUACAGAAAACUUAACACCUAUUAACUAUGAUGUAUUUUUUCACAUGUUAAAGCAGUGUUUUGGGAAGCGCAAUGCCAAGCUAGUAGAUCAUUUACAUUCAUUAAGUCCAGUUGACGCAAAGGAUAUAUUAACACUCAUAAGAAAACACGAAAAUGUGAAAAUAACUAACAUAUGCCCUGAGGACUUUAAACUUCUUUUUGAAACUAUAGAGUGUUCCAAAGAUUAUAACUGUAAGUGGCUCUGUGAUGACAUCAUGGAAGACAGAAUUAUGUAGGAAACUAGACCACCAAGACAUUAGCUGGAGAAGUUUAUUUA
Molecule: messenger RNA, 1329 nt
Organism: Trichechus manatus latirostris (Florida manatee)
Lineage: Eukaryota; Metazoa; Chordata; Mammalia; Sirenia; Trichechidae
Gene: TFB2M
Product: transcription factor B2, mitochondrial
Exons: 8
Coding region: 95-1288 (397 amino acids)
Biological process (GO): transcription initiation at mitochondrial promoter; rRNA methylation
Cellular component (GO): mitochondrial matrix
Molecular function (GO): mitochondrial transcription factor activity; rRNA (adenine-N6,N6-)-dimethyltransferase activity
Source: RefSeq, a predicted model, not a curated record